Molecule: messenger RNA, 1202 nt
Organism: Anopheles merus
Lineage: Eukaryota; Metazoa; Arthropoda; Insecta; Diptera; Culicidae
Product: collagenase-like
Exons: 3
Coding region: 241-1128 (295 amino acids)
Biological process (GO): proteolysis
Molecular function (GO): serine-type endopeptidase activity
Source: RefSeq, a predicted model, not a curated record
AGAGCUUAAACGAAAUACUUUGAUAAACUCCCAAACCUUAUCAGAAGCCAAGCUUUUUACUGACAAAAACAAGUAGCUGCUACGCAGCAGCUACCUUAUCAAUCACGGUGACGCUAUCAAAUCGAUAACACUCCCCCGUAUCCGUUGCGUGUCAAAUGGCCAUAAAUUGAGCCGUGACAGGAUGUCAGUCGGUCAGUUGUCUCCUGUGUCAAUCUCUCAGCAAACGGCAUUGCUUCAAUCAUGAGGCUACUAGCGCUACUUCUCGCUGCGUUCUGCACAGUGCACGCGAUCGGCGUGGAUCCUCGUACGAUCGAUUGGACGCUGGUUCGUAGCCUGCACCAAACUGACGCCAUUCGUGCCAAGCAAGGCCUGCCUCCGCUAACGGACGAUGAGGUCCGCUCCGCACGCAUUGCCGACGGACAGAUUGCUUCUCCAACGCAGUUCCCGUGGGCAGCGGGCGUCCUAAUCUCGGGCUCCUCGGCACACAGCUUCUGCAGCGGUGUGCUGAUCUCGCGUCGACAUGUUCUCACAGCCGCUGUGUGCAUUUCGGGCUCCAACACCCUGACCGUGCUGCUCGGUGCGUCGGAUAUGAAGAGCGUGGAGGAGUUUAUUGGUGUGUCGAACAUACUGUCCCAUCCGAACUACAGCUCGUUCUUCAACCGGGACGAUAUUGCGAUUCUAACGCUUGCGCAUGAGGCUCCGAUUCGCGACACGAUCCAGCCGAUUGCAUUGCCGCGCCGCAGCCAGAUCGGCAACGACUUCAACAGCUGGGCAGCGACGACCGCCGGCUGGGGUAACUCGGGACGCCGUGACAAUGAGCCGAUCCCAAUCAUAAAUCUGCAGUUCGCCACCGAUGCGGUGACGUCUAACUUCCGCUGCGGACUGUCGCAUACGUUCAUCCGUGGCACGCACAUCUGUACCGCGACGGACAAUGGAGGACCGUGCAAUGGCGAUGAAGGUGGUCCAGUAACGGUAACCGAAAGUGGGCGUACCUUCCUGAUUGGGAUCCAUUCGUUCCACUUCUCAGGCCUGUUUGGGUGUGAUCGUGGCCGGCCAUCGGUGCACACGCGCAUCACGGAGUAUCUGGACUGGAUCCAGCAGAACUCGGACGUCGUUGUAGAGCCGUAAGAAACUCUCUUGUUCAGCCGUUUGUAAUGAAUGCUACAACCAAAAUAAAGCGUCCCCACCUGUUAUCAAUCAUA